CAGGCAGGGGGAGCUGGGCUGCACUGGCCCUGCUGGGGGCUCAGCCUGCGCCCUAGAGCCCCCCAGAUGCGACCCCGCCGGGGACCCCCGGUUGCGUGAGGACACCUCCUCCGAGGGGCGCCUCUCGCCCCUGUCGAGACCGCCCCGGACCCCGGCUGGCCAGAGGAUGGACGAGGAGGAGGAUGGAGCGGGCGCUGAGGAGUCAGGACAGCCCCAGAGCUGCCUGCGGCUCAACGACCUGUCCGGGGCCGGGGUCCAGCCGGGGCCGGGGUCGGCGGAGAAGGACCCAGGCAGCGCGGACUCCGAGGCGGAGGGGCUCCCGUACCCGGCGCUGGCCCCCGUGGUUUUCUUCUACUUGAGCCAGGACAGCCGCCCGCGGAGCUGGUGUCUCCGCACGGUCUGUAACCCCUGGUUUGAGCGCAUCAGCAUGUUGGUCAUCCUUCUCAACUGCGUGACGCUGGGCAUGUUCCGGCCGUGCGAGGACAUUGCCUGUGACUCCCAGCGCUGCCGGAUCCUGCAGGCCUUUGAUGACUUCAUCUUUGCCUUCUUCGCGGUGGAGAUGGUGGUGAAGAUGGUGGCCUUGGGCAUCUUUGGGAAAAAGUGUUACCUGGGAGACACCUGGAACCGGCUUGACUUUUUCAUCGUCAUCGCAGGGAUGCUGGAGUAUUCGCUGGAUCUGCAGAACGUCAGCUUCUCAGCUGUCAGGACAGUCCGCGUGCUGCGACCCCUCAGGGCCAUUAACCGGGUGCCCAGCAUGCGUAUCCUCGUCACGCUGCUGCUGGACACUCUGCCCAUGCUGGGCAAUGUCCUGCUGCUCUGCUUCUUCGUCUUCUUCAUCUUUGGCAUCGUUGGAGUCCAGCUGUGGGCAGGGCUGCUUCGCAACCGAUGCUUCCUGCCGGAGAAUUUUAGCCUCCCCCUGAGUGUGGACCUGGAGCGCUACUACCAGACAGAGAAUGAGGACGAGAGCCCCUUCAUCUGCUCCCAGCCCCGUGAGAACGGCAUGCGGUCCUGCAGGAGCGUGCCUACGCUGCGCGGGGAGGGCGGCGGCGGCCCACCCUGCGGCCUGGACUACGAGGCUUACAACAGUUCCAGCAACACCACCUGCGUCAACUGGAACCAGUACUACACCAACUGCUCCGCCGGGGAGCACAACCCCUUCAAGGGCGCCAUCAACUUCGACAAUAUUGGUUACGCCUGGAUAGCCAUCUUCCAGGUCAUCACGCUGGAGGGCUGGGUCGACAUCAUGUACUUUGUGAUGGAUGCUCACUCCUUCUACAACUUCAUCUACUUCAUCCUCCUCAUCAUCGUGGGCUCCUUCUUCAUGAUCAACCUGUGCCUGGUGGUGAUCGCCACGCAGUUCUCAGAAACCAAGCAGCGUGAAAGCCAGCUGAUGCGGGAGCAGCGUGUGCGGUUCCUGUCCAAUGCCAGCACGCUGGCCAGCUUCUCGGAGCCAGGCAGCUGCUACGAGGAGCUGCUCAAGUACCUGGUGUACAUCCUCCGCAAAGCAGCCCGCAGGCUGGCCCAGGUCUCCCGGGCAGUGGGUGUGCGGGCUGGACUGCUGAGUAGCCCAGCACCCUGCGGAGAUCAGGAGCCCCAGCCCAGCGGCAGCUGCUCUCGCUCCCACCGCCGCCCCUCUGUCCACCACCUGGUGCACCACCACCACCACCAUCACCACCACUACCACCUGGGCAAUGGGACGCUGCGGGGACCCCGAGCCAGCCCAGAGAUCCAGGACAGGGAUGCCAACGGGUCGCGCCGGCUCAUGCUGCCACCACCCUCGACACCCACCCUCUCUGGGGGCCCUCCAGGGGGUGCAGAGUCUGUGCACAGCUUCUACCAUGCUGACUGCCACUUGGAGCCCGUCCGCUGCCAGGCGCCCCCUCCCAGGUCGCCGUCUGAGGCGUCGGGCAGGACUGUGGGCAGCGGGAAGGUGUACCCUACUGUGCACCCCAGCCCUCCACCAGAGAUGCUGAAGGAGAAGGCACUCGUAGAGGUGGCCCCCACCUCUGGACCCCCCGCCCUCACCAGCCUCAACAUCCCACCAGCGCCCUACAGCUCCAUGCACAAGCUGCUGGAGACACAGAGUACAGGCACCUGCCAAAGCUCUUGCAAGAUCUCCAGCCCAUGCUUGAGAGCAGACAGUGGCGCUUCUGGCCCCGACAGCUGCCCCUACUGUGCCCGGGCAGGAGCAGGGGAGGUGGAGCUCUCUGGCCCCGAGAUGCCUGACUCAGACAGCGAGGCAGUUUACGAGUUCACACAGGACGCCCAGCACGGCGACCUCCGGGAUCCCCACAGCCGGCAUCGACGGAGCCUAGGGCUGCACAUGGAACCCAAUUCUGUGCUGGCCUUUUGGAGGCUGAUCUGUGAUACCUUCCGGAAGAUUGUGGACAGCAAGUACUUUGGCCGGGGAAUCAUGAUCGCUAUCCUGGUCAACACACUCAGCAUGGGCAUCGAAUACCACGAGCAGCCCGAGGAGCUUACCAACGCCCUGGAAAUCAGCAACAUCGUCUUCACCAGCCUCUUUGCCCUGGAGAUGCUGCUGAAGCUGCUGGUGUACGGUCCCUUCGGCUACAUCAAGAACCCCUACAACAUCUUCGAUGGUGUCAUCGUUGUCAUCAGCGUGUGGGAGAUCGUGGGCCAGCAGGGGGGCGGCCUGUCGGUGCUGCGGACCUUCCGCCUGAUGCGGGUGCUGAAGCUGGUGCGCUUCCUGCCGGCGCUGCAGCGGCAGCUCGUGGUGCUCAUGAAGACCAUGGACAACGUGGCCACCUUCUGCAUGCUGCUCAUGCUCUUCAUCUUCAUCUUCAGCAUCCUGGGCAUGCAUCUCUUCGGCUGCAAGUUUGCUUCUGAGCGGGAUGGGGACACACUCCCGGACCGGAAGAACUUUGACUCCUUGCUCUGGGCCAUUGUCACCGUCUUUCAGAUCCUGACCCAGGAGGACUGGAACAAGGUGCUCUACAAUGGCAUGGCCUCCACAUCGUCCUGGGCUGCCCUUUAUUUCAUCGCCCUCAUGACCUUUGGCAACUACGUGCUCUUUAAUCUGCUCGUCGCCAUUCUGGUGGAGGGCUUCCAGGCAGAGGGAGAUGCCACCAAGUCUGAGUCUGAUCCAGAUUUCUUCUCACCCAGCCUGGAUGGCGAUGGGGACAGGAAGAAGCGCUUGGCCUUGGUGUCCCUGGGAGAGCACCCAGAGCUGCAGAGGAGCCUGUUGCCACCUCUUAUCAUCCACACAGCUGCCACACCCAUGUCCCUGCCCAAAAGUUCCAGCACUGGCCUGGCUGAGCCUCUGGGCCCUGGUUCCCGCCGCACCAGCAGCAGCGGGUCAGCCGAGCCUGGGGCAGCCCACGAGAUGAAGUCACCGCCGAGCACCCGCAGCUCCCCGCACAGCCCCUGGAGCGCGGCAAGCAGCUGGGCCAGCAGGCGCUCCAGCCGGAACAGCUUGGGCCGUGCCCCCAGCCUGAAGCGGAGGAGCCCAAGUGGGGAGCGGCGUUCCCUGUUGUCAGGGGAGGGCCAGGAGAGCCAGGACGAGGAGGAGAGCUCAGAAGAGGAGCGGGCCAGUCCAGCGGGCAGCGACCGUCGCCACGGGGGCUCCCUGGAGAGGGAGGCCAAGAGCUCCUUUGACCUGCCGGACACUCUGCAGGUGCCCGGGCUGCACCGCACAGCCAGUGGCCGAAGCUCGGCCUCUGAGCACCAGGGCUGCAAUGGCAAGUCAGCCCCGGGGCGGCUGACCCGGACCAUGCGGCCUGAUGACCCCCCACUGGAUGGGGACGAUGGUGACGACGAGGGCAACCUGAGCAAGGGGGAACGGAUAAGAGCAUGGAUUCGAGCCCGGCUCCCAGCCUGCUGCCGUGAGCGAGACUCUUGGUCUGCCUACAUCUUCCCUCCUCAGUCAAGGUUCCGCCUCCUGUGUCACCGGAUCAUCACCCACAAGAUGUUUGACCAUGUGGUCCUCGUCAUCAUCUUCCUCAACUGUAUCACCAUCGCCAUGGAGCGCCCCAAGAUCGACCCCCACAGCGCUGAACGCAUCUUCCUGACCCUCUCCAAUUACAUCUUCACCGCAGUGUUUCUGGCGGAGAUGACAGUGAAGGUGGUGGCGCUAGGCUGGUGCUUCGGGGAGCAGGCGUACCUACGCAGCAGCUGGAAUGUGCUGGACGGGCUGCUGGUGCUCAUCUCCAUCAUCGACAUCCUGGUGUCCAUGGUGUCCGACAGUGGCACCAAGAUCCUGGGCAUGCUGAGGGUGCUGCGGCUGCUGCGGACCCUGCGCCCGCUCAGGGUAAUCAGCCGGGCACAGGGGCUGAAGCUGGUGGUGGAAACGCUGAUGUCCUCCCUGAAACCCAUCGGCAACAUCGUGGUCAUCUGUUGUGCCUUCUUCAUCAUUUUUGGCAUUCUGGGAGUGCAGCUCUUCAAAGGGAAGUUCUUCGUGUGCCAGGGCGAGGACACCAGGAAUAUCACCAACAAGUCCGACUGUGCAGAGGCCAGCUACCGGUGGGUCCGGCACAAGUACAACUUUGACAACCUUGGCCAGGCCCUGAUGUCCCUUUUCGUGCUGGCCUCCAAGGACGGCUGGGUGGACAUCAUGUACGACGGGCUGGAUGCUGUGGGUGUGGACCAACAGCCCAUCAUGAACCACAAUCCCUGGAUGCUGCUAUACUUCAUCUCGUUCCUGCUCAUUGUGGCCUUCUUUGUCCUGAACAUGUUUGUGGGCGUGGUGGUGGAGAACUUUCAUAAGUGUCGGCAGCACCAGGAGGAAGAAGAGGCCAGGCGACGGGAGGAGAAGCGUCUACGAAGACUGGAGAAAAAGAGAAGGAAUCUAAUGCUGGACGAUGUAAUUGCUUCCGGCAGCUCAGCCAGCGCGGCGCCAGAAGCCCAGUGCAAACCCUACUACUCGGACUACUCCCGCUUCCGACUCCUCGUUCACCACUUAUGUACCAGCCACUACCUGGACCUCUUCAUCACGGGUGUCAUUGGGCUGAACGUGGUCACCAUGGCCAUGGAGCACUACCAGCAGCCCCAGAUCCUGGACGAGGCUCUGAAGAUCUGCAACUACAUCUUCACGGUCAUCUUUGUCUUGGAGUCAGUUUUCAAACUCGUGGCCUUUGGCUUCCGUCGGUUUUUCCAGGACAGGUGGAACCAGCUGGACCUGGCCAUUGUGCUGCUGUCCAUCAUGGGCAUCACGCUGGAGGAGAUCGAGGUCAACGCCUCGCUGCCCAUCAACCCCACCAUCAUCCGCAUCAUGAGGGUGCUGCGCAUCGCCCGAGUGCUAAAGCUGCUGAAGAUGGCUGUGGGCAUGCGGGCGCUGCUGGACACAGUGAUGCAGGCCCUGCCCCAGGUGGGGAACCUGGGACUGCUCUUCAUGUUGUUGUUUUUCAUCUUUGCAGCUCUGGGCGUGGAGCUCUUUGGAGACCUGGAGUGUGAUGAGACACACCCGUGCGAGGGCCUGGGCCGGCAUGCCACCUUUCGGAACUUUGGCAUGGCCUUCCUGACCCUCUUCCGAGUCUCCACAGGUGACAACUGGAACGGCAUUAUGAAGGACACCCUCCGGGACUGCGACCAGGAGUCCACCUGCUACAACACAGUCAUCUCCCCCAUCUACUUCGUGUCCUUCGUGCUGACGGCCCAGUUUGUGCUGGUCAACGUGGUGAUCGCUGUGCUGAUGAAGCAUCUGGAGGAGAGCAACAAGGAGGCCAAGGAGGAGGCUGAGCUGGAGGCUGAGCUGGAGCUGGAGAUGAAGACUCUCAGCCCUCAGCCCCACUCGCCGCUCGGCAGCCCCUUCCUCUGGCCUGGGCUCGAGGGCCCUGACAGUCCCGACAGCCCCAAGCCUGGAGCCCCACACACAGAGGCCCACGCCAGAGCCUCCUCCCGAUUUCCUGAGCACCCCACGGACAGACAGCUGUUUGACACCAUAUCCCUGCUGAUCCAGGGCUCCCUGGAGGGGGAGCUGAAGCUGAUGGACGAGCUGGCAGGCCCAGGGGGCCAGCCCUCUGCCUUCCCUUCUGCCUGCAGCCUGGGUGGCUCCGACCCACAGAUCCCUCUAGCUGAGAUGGAGGCUCUGUCUCUGACGUCAGAGAUUGUGUCUGAACCGUCCUGCUCUCUAGCUCUGACGGAUGACUCUUUGCCUGAUGACACUCACACACUCUUACUUAGUGCCCCGGAGAGCAAUAUGGAAGCCCACUCAGAUGAGGUGCCCAUCAAGCUGGCACCAGACCUGCUGACUGUGAGGAAGUCUGGGGUCAGCCGAACACACUCUCUGCCCAAUGACAGCUACAUGUGCCGGGAUGGGGGCACCGCUGACGGGUCCCUGGGGCCCAGGGGCUGGGGACUCCCCAAAGCUCAGUCAGGCUCCGUCCUGUCUGUGCACUCCCAGCCAGCAGAAACCAGCUACUUCCUGCAACUUCCCAAAGAUGCACCCCAUCUGCUCCAGCCCCACAGCACUCCUACCUGGGGCACCAUCCCCAAACUGCCUCCACCUGGCCGCUCCCCUUUGGCCCAGAGGCCACUCAGGCGCCAGGCAGCAAUAAGGACUGAUUCUUUGGAUGUUCAGGGCUUGGGCAGCCGGGAAGACCUGCUGUCAGAGGUGAGUGGGCCCUCCUCACCUCGGGCCCGGGCCUCCUCCUUCUGGGGCCACCCGGGCACCCAGAUGCAACAGCACUCCCGAGGAGAGAGCAAGACCUCGAAGCACAUGCCCCCGCCGGCCCCCUGCCUGGGCCUAGCACCCACCUGGGGCAAAGGCCUAGCAGAGACCAGAAGCAGUUUAGAGCUGGACACAGAGUUGAGCUGGAUUUCAGGAGACCUCCUGCCUACGGGCAGCCAGGACGAACCCCCAUCCCCAAGGGAUCUGAAGAAGUGCUACAGCGUGGAGGCCCAGAGCGGCCGGCGCAGGCCUGCAUCCUGGCUGGACGAACAAAGGAGGCACUCCAUCGCGGUCAGCUGCCUGGACAGCGGCUCCCAGCCCCUGGGCCCUGGCUCCUCUAGCCUCGGGGGCAAGCCUCUUGGGGGGCCUGGGAGUCGGCCUAAGAAAAAACUCAGCCCACCCAGCAUCUCCAUGGACCCCCCAGAGAGCCAGGGCCCUCGGCCCCCUCCUAGCCCAGGUGUCUGCCUUCGGCGGAGGGCUCCGUCCAGCGACUCCAAGGAUCCCUCCUCCUCCGGCCCCCCUGACAGCAUGGCUGCCUCACCCCCCCCAAAGAAAGACAUGCCGAGUCUCUCCGGUUUAUCCUCCCACUCAACAGACCUGGACCCUUGAGUCCUGCCCUGCUCUCCACUCACCUUUCUCCACUGGGUGCCAAAUCCUAGCCCCUCCUCCUGGGCUUUAUUCCUGAAAAGACGGUCCAUCUGGACACCAAGGAGGCACUCCUCCCUGCUCAGUGGCACUGGGCACGGGCAAGCAGAAUUUCCAGAGAGUUCCAAGCAGCAGCCCUGGCCACUGUGGCUCCAGGCAGAGAGAGAGAGGCCCAGUGUAGCUGAGGUUCCCGACACCAGGAGCUGUUGGGAGAAAGCAAUACGUUUGUGCAGAAUCUCUAUGUAUAUUCUAUUUUAUUAAAUUAAUUGAAUCUAGUAUAUGCGGGAUGUACGGCAUUUUGUGACUGAAGAGACUUGUUUCCUUCUACUUCUAUGUGUCUCAGAAUAUUUUUGAGGCGAAGGCGUCUGUCUCUUGGCUAUUUUAACCUAAAAUACCCAGUCUAGUUAUAUUCCCUCUUCUUGCAAAGCACAAGCUGGGACCGCAAGUGCAUUUCAGCCUGACGGUGGCCCAUCUUCAGCGGAGAGCGAGAACCAUUCUGGAAACUGUAAUGUAACUUAUUUUCUCCUUUCACCUCGUCAUCGUUUUCUGUAGGAAAAAAAAAAAGAGAAAAAGAAAAAAAAUAAGAUUUUACAAAUGAAAUGGAACCUUUUUAUAUCUACAUACAUACAUAUCUAUAUCUAUAUCUAUAUAUAAUAAAGUAAUUUUCCAAAAUAAAAAAUUAAUCACGGUCCAGAGUAAAAGCAAAAGGGACAGAGUUAGGCAUUUCCAGAUGGCGCUGGAGAGAGAUUCCUGGAGAUGGGGAGUGGGUGGUAGGAUGUGGGAGAGAAGGGGUCAGAGCUGCCUCUGUGUGAGAGUGUGUGUGUGUGUGUGUGUGUGUGUGUGUGUGUCUGAGCGUGAGAACCCAAGACACCUAUCCCUGAAGGAGGCCACCUCAGGGUCUCACCUCCCAGGGCCAAGGCAGAGAGAAGCCCCUCUGCUUGGAGGAGGACGGGCAAGCAGAGUGGACUCCUUCUAUCAAAGCUUUAUCGCUUCCUGUGAGCCAGGCAACUCUGUGAAUGCGAGUAAUUCCAGAUUAACUCUUAUUUCUGCUGACAGCUACCAGCCGCACAUUGAAAGCUGGAAAUUGGCAUAAUGAAGCUGUUUUGGUUAAUGGGGCCGACUGAGGCUGGGGGAGGUGGCCUCAGCUGCUGUCUCUCUGCUGGGCUCAGGAUCUGUGGCUGGUGGGGGAGGGGGCAAGUAAGUGCUCUCUGGGUGUUCCCUUCCAGGCCGCAGCCUCCGGCCUGGGGGACAAGGGGUGGGGCAGCACUGUGGGGCACCGCCCCAUCAGGACUGGCAGUGGGAUUAGGUUGUGUAAACAGAGUGUGUGCUCCCACCCUAGGGCCCAGGGGCCACCUCCAGUCGAGUUGCCAUUGGCAGGGUCCAGCAGUCUGGCUGCAGAGGGGAGCUGGCCCCCUAGGGGGUGAUGAAUGAGCACCAUCAAGGUGUUUACAUGGUCUGCUGCUGGCUGCCCAGUGGGAGCCAGUGGAGGAGGGAGAGGGUGAAGGCAGUCAUGGGUCAGGAGAGGAGGAGGGGCAAGCAACCUGGCACACAACCUCCAUCCUGGUGCUACCACGGGCAAUAUUCUCUUGUCUGAAACCCUGGUGCCGAGAGGUCAGCACAGGCUCCCACCGCAGGCUUAGCUGGCUUGGCCCCUGCCAGCCACCCCAAACAUCUGCUCCAACCACACUCCCUUGAGCACCUCUUACCCUUCCUCCCAGCACCUCCAAAGCCCAGGGUUCUUGAAACCUCACUCACAGCCCCCAUCUUGAGUCUGGGAGCUGGGGUGCCAGCCCGCUGGGCAGAUGGACCUGGAUGCUUCAUCCAAUCCUGUGUUUUCUAAGCUGGUGAAGGCUUUUCUAAUUGCUCUUUUGGACAGAAAUGACACCACUCCUUGAAGCAAAUGCCUGGUCUCGCCCUCUCAGGGUGCAGCAGUGUCCAACUCUUUUUCCUCUAGCCUCGGAUGUGGAGUGGGGGUGCUUAUAGGAGUUUUGUUUUUUUUUUAAAGCAAAGCUAUAUGAAAUUCCUAGAGUUUUGUCACCUAGAUCUGCAGAUUAAGCUUUUAUAUUUUUGUAGAAUUCUGUAGUUGUCUAUUCCCGAGUAAGGAUGGGGGAUUUGGGGAGGGGGCUCUUAGCGUCUUUUUCCUUCUAGUGGUUGAAGAAUUCUGGGUCAAGGUGAAGCCAGAGAGCUGGGCUGCCAUCCAUCCCCUCCAUCCCAGGCUUCCCCUGUCUCCUACCCUCCAGCCCCCAGGACCCUUCUUACCCACCCUUGCCUCUGUGGACAGCUCAGCAGCGCUGCAGCAAUAUGGAGUUACUAGCAGGCUUGGUUCUUCCUGGGGGUGCCUGACCCUGAUCCCCUCUUCUUGGUAGGAGCAAGGCAGCUUGUUUGGGAUGCACUAGCUAUGCUUUGGGGGGUGCUCUAUAGAGGUCUUCAGUGAUCAGCCUGGGGAAAAAGGAAAGCCCCUCUUUCUUUCCCAUCCCCCAUCAGUGGACUGGAGGGGAGCACCAGGGUAGUAAUGUGGAAACUUUAAUAGCAGAGACAAAGUGGAUAUUUUGGAGGAGAGAAUUGUGACCUCUCCCUCAACAAUCCCCCCCUCAACAAAUGUAAACUCUUUAUCUAUGAUGGAAACUGUUGUGUCUCAUUAAAAGGGUUUUGAAGUGGAAAUAAUGACUCUGCUGAAUCUUAUUAACAGUAGUAAUAAUAACGAUGCU
Molecule: messenger RNA, 9978 nt
Organism: Talpa occidentalis (Iberian mole)
Lineage: Eukaryota; Metazoa; Chordata; Mammalia; Eulipotyphla; Talpidae
Gene: CACNA1G
Product: calcium voltage-gated channel subunit alpha1 G
Exons: 37
Coding region: 167-7234 (2355 amino acids)
Biological process (GO): neuronal action potential; positive regulation of calcium ion-dependent exocytosis; calcium ion transmembrane transport
Cellular component (GO): voltage-gated sodium channel complex; voltage-gated calcium channel complex; neuron projection
Molecular function (GO): voltage-gated sodium channel activity; low voltage-gated calcium channel activity
Source: RefSeq, a predicted model, not a curated record